AUAAUUGGCAGCUUACAGUACUACCGUGUAGCUGAACACAACAGAUCCAAACGCACCCUUCCCUCCAUUUUAGAGUAACCGGAUAACGCACUCAUCACUCACCAAAAAAAUUCAAAACUUGAUCUUCAAUGAAUCUCUUCAACUUCACCUCUAAAUCCAACAAUCUCUUCACCAAUCAUCUCCCUCCACGUCACAACUCGCUCUACAACAACCGCCGCCUUCCAACUCGGUUGACCAUCAUCCGGUUCUCAUCCGAGUCAACUCAGAGAGUUAAACUCGCCGAGUCACUUCAAUCAGAUACCUUGAAGCUUCUAGAAUGGCCCUCCGUGUGUCGCCAGCUCACCUCCUUCACUUCCACAUCCAUGGGAUACGCCGCCGCAGAGUCUGCUAGGGUUCCGGUGGGUAAAACUCCUGAAGAGAGCAGGAAACUCCUCUCUCAGACCACCGCUGCCGUGGCGGCACCUAGGCCGUUGGAUUUCGAUGGAAUUGAGGAUGUAUCGCCGAUUGUUGAUGCUGCCGUUCGUGGAGGAAUGCUAUCUAUUCGUGAAAUUUGCUCUGUGAAACGGACAUUGGUAGCAGCGAGAUUAUUGCAAAAACAGUUGGAGGAGAUUGCUUUGCAGGAUGAUUUUUCUGAAAGGUACUCUCCUCUGAAGGAAAUUCUUCACGAUUGUGAUUUUCUUGUGGAAUUGGAGCAAAAAAUAGAAUUCUGCAUUGAUUGCAGCUUUUCAGCAAUCCUUGACAGAGCUAGUGAAGAUUUGGAAAUUAUAAGGUCUGAGAGAAAAAGGAACAUGGAUAAUCUAGAAUCAUUGUUGAAGCAAUUAUCAACUCAAGUUUUUCAGGGUGGAGGAUUUGACAGGCCUUUAGUAACCAAGCGCCGUUCAAGAAUGUGUGUUGCUGUUAGAGCUUCCCGUAGAUCUUUGCUUCCUAAUGCCAUAAUCCUAGAUACCAGCAGUAGUAGAUCUACAUACUUCAUGGAACCUAAAGAGGCAGUUGAGUUGAACAACAUGGAAGUUAAGCUUUCUAGUUCCGAGAGGAUUGAGGAGCAAACAAUUUUGAGUUUGCUUGCAUCUGAAAUAGCUGAAUCUAAUAUGAAAAUAAAACACAUAUUAAAUAAGAUAUUGGAAAUUGAUCUUGCAUUUGCAAGAGCUGCUCAUGCUCAGUGGAUGGGUGGCACCUGUCCAGCUUUAAGUUCAAGAAAUUGUAACAUAUCCCAAUCUGAACUUUUAUCUAUAAAUGUAGAAGGGAUACAACAUCCUUUGCUUCUUGAGUCCUCCUUGAGAAACUGGUCGACUGAUGUGUCCCCAAGUUCACCUGAUUUGGAUCAAGGAAAUGAUGUCAUGAAUUUUGAAACAAAAUCUCAGACACAUUUCCCUGUGCCCAUUGAUAUUAAAAUUGGUCAUGGAACAAAGGUUGUUGUCAUCUCUGGUCCUAAUACCGGAGGCAAAACGGCUUCAAUGAAGACUCUAGGACUGGCUUCUAUGAUGUUGAAGGCUGGCAUGUAUUUGCCUGCCCAAAAUCAACCAAGGCUUCCAUGGUUUGAUCUCAUUCUGGCAGACAUUGGAGACAAUCAGUCUCUGGAACAAAGUCUGUCAACCUUUAGUGGGCACAUUUCACGGCUUCGUCAGAUUCUGGAAGUUGCUUCUACAGAAUCUCUAGUUCUCCUUGAUGAAAUCGGAAGUGGGACUGAUCCUUCAGAAGGUGUAGCACUUUCAGAAAGCAUACUGCAAUAUCUCAAGGAAAGGGUUAAUCUAGCUGUUGUAACUACCCACUAUGCAGAUUUAACUCGCUUAAAAGAAAAGGACAAUCGGUUUGAAACAGCAGCAACAGAGUUUUCCUUAGAGACUCUACAGCCUACCUAUCGGAUUAUCUGGGGAAGCAUGGGAGAAUCAAAUGCCCUAAAUAUUGCAAAAUCAAUGAGCUUUGAUGAGAGAAUAAUUGAGCGAGCAGCAUUAUGGGUGAACAAAUUGACACCAGACAAGCAACAGGAGCAGAAGGGAUUACUUUAUCGAUCACUAAUUGAAGAAAGAGACAGACUAGAAUCUCAAGCAAUGGAAGCUGCUUCUCUUCAUUCAGAUAUUAUGAAUAUUUAUAAUGAGAUCAACAAUGAAGCACAAGAUCUUGAUGGACGUGAAGCAGCCCUCAAAGCAAAGGAAUCACGUGAAAUCCAACAGGAAGUGAGAACUAUGAAAAAUGAGAUCCAAACUAUAGUACAGCAGUUUGAGAGCCAACUCAGAAAUGCAAGUGCUGACGAGAUUAAUCCACUUGUAAAAAGAGUGGAGUCUGCUAUUGCAUCGAUAGUUGAAGCUCAUCAGCCUAGUAAAGAUUCUCUUGUCAGAGAAAUAGGCCAGAGCCUUUACACACCACAGGUUGGAGAACAAGUAUAUGUAAAGGCGUUUGGAAAUAAGUUAGCCACUGUGGUUGAGGAACCUGGGGAUGAUGACACUAUCCUUGUUCAAUAUGGAAAACUAAGAGUGCGAGUGGGCAGACACAGUAUCAGACCCAUUCCCCCUGAUGCUUCUUCUGGUGCAGCUAACUUGAAGACCCAGGUUCAGCGGAUCAGGAGUCUCAGGGACCUUGGAAGUCUUUCCGGAGCAAACAACAAUCAGCAGGAUUCUUAUGGCCCUGUGCUGCAGACAUCCAAAAACACCGUAGACUUGCGUGGCCUGAGAGUGGAGGAUGCUUUGCACCAGCUCAACAUGGCCAUCGAUUCAAGAGCGCCUAAUUCUGUUGUUUUUGUUAUUCACGGGAUGGGCACUGGGGUCGUAAAAGAGUCUGCACUUAAAUUACUAAGAAAUAAUCCUCGUGUUGUUAAGUUUGAACAGGAAAGUCCUAUGAAUUAUGGUUGUACAGUUGCUUAUAUCAAAUGAAACGGUUGAACCCAGGUAAAGGUCAUAUACACACUGGAUAAUGUUAUCUACAAAUUUUCUAAGAGGUCA
Lycium barbarum (goji berry) is the source of this 2936-nucleotide messenger RNA. RefSeq lists its product as uncharacterized. Lineage: Eukaryota; Viridiplantae; Streptophyta; Magnoliopsida; Solanales; Solanaceae. The coding region runs from base 129 to 2867 and encodes 912 amino acids. The record is from RefSeq and is a predicted model, not a curated record. Gene Ontology annotation, molecular function: ATP binding; endonuclease activity; ATP-dependent DNA damage sensor activity. The transcript has 5 exons. Gene Ontology annotation, biological process: mismatch repair; negative regulation of DNA recombination.